Molecule: messenger RNA, 684 nt
Organism: Caenorhabditis remanei
Lineage: Eukaryota; Metazoa; Nematoda; Chromadorea; Rhabditida; Rhabditidae
Exons: 5
Coding region: 1-684 (227 amino acids)
Biological process (GO): purine nucleobase biosynthetic process
Molecular function (GO): metal ion binding; phosphoribosylamine-glycine ligase activity; ATP binding
Source: RefSeq, a predicted model, not a curated record
AUGAAUGUUCUCAUUGUUGGAAGUGGUGGAAGAGAACAUGCGUUAGCUUGGAAACUUCAACAAUCUCCUCAAGUGAAAAAUGUGAUUGUUGCUCCAGGAAAUGGAGCGAGUGGGAAAAUUGAUUUAAAUCCUAACAACGUAGAGGAAGUCUCGCUGUUUUGCGGAACAAACGACAUACACUGUGUGUUGAUCGGCCCCGAAGAACCACUGUCAAAUGGGUUAGCCGACCAUCUGAUCAAAACUCACCCGAAUAUGAUUGUGUUUGGUCCUACAAAAGAUGGCGCACAACUUGAGACAUCCAAAUCAUUUUCAAAGCAGUUCAUGAAAGAAUAUGGUUUGCCUACGGCGGAUUUUGUGACUGUGUCCGUCGAGAAUGUCAAGAGCCUUGACAGUGUCUUUGAGAGAAUUCCUUGGAAGAACACAGUUGUGAAGGCAGACGGAUUGGCUGCAGGAAAGGGUGUCAUCAUUCCAAAGGACAAUGAGGAGGCAAAACUUGCAGCACGCUCUAUUCUUGAAGGAGAAUUCGGGAGUGCAGGCCGUACUAUAAUCCUUGAGGAACGUUUGGAAGGUUAUGAGGUCUCCUCUCUUGCAUUCGUAGAUGGUAUCAGUUAUAAAAGAAUGCCACUUGGAAAAGAUUACAAACGUCUCCUAGAAUCCGAUUUGGGACCGAAUACAGGUUUUUAA